AUGGUGAUAAAUACACAGGCGGCGCGGCAGCUGCGCCUGGCGCUGGAGCGCGACGUGAGCGAGGACUACGAGGAGGCCUUCAAGCACUACCAGAACGGCGUGGACGUGCUGCUGCGCGGCGUGCAGGUGGACCCCAAUAAGGAGCGUCGCGAGGCCGUGAAGAGGAAGAUAACGCAGUACCUGAAGCGCGCCGAGGAGAUCUUCACCUGCCACCUGCAGCGGAGCCUGGGCGAGGGCAGCCCCACGGACACGGGUUACAGCAGCCUUCGCUUCCGGCCCAUUAGGACGCUAAGCUCGGCCGUGGAGAACCUGAGACGGUGCAAGGUUGUGGGAGUGAUUGAUAAGGUGCAGAUAGUCCAAGAUCCAGCCACUGGUGGGACCUUUAUACUUAAGAGCCUCCCCAAAUCCCAUGUGGAGACUCGCGAGCGUCAGACCAUCAUUCCUCAUGGAGUCCCCUUCAUGGUCAAGCUGCUGCGCUACUACGCGAGUGAGGACUCCAUCUUCCUGCACCUGGAGCAUGUGCAGGGAGAGAUGCUGUGGUCUCACCUCCGCUCCAAGUACCGUGUCCAGCAGGGUCCCUCUGAGGGCCCUGGCAUGCUGCAUUCCACACCCAUUCCAGCCCCGAGGGACCCUGGCGCAGAGCAGGCAGAGGGAAGCUUCCGCGGGAGCGAUAGAGACUGCAGCUGCGCUGCUGGGACCGGCAGGACGAGCCGGGGCCUGGUGGGGAGGCCUGACCCCUCUGCCCCUCGGGAGGAGGCCCCGGCCAGCGCGGAGCCCGGACCCGGGAAUCACUUCCAGCUUCUCUUGGCUCCUGCGGGCAGCACCAAGGCCGCAGCCGGAGGGCAGGGCUUAAGCGCGCCGCAGGCUCUGCCUGGCGCCGUGGACUGCGCUCCAGCAGCCGGAGCCGCCAGCCCCUCCAACGAGCAGGGCCGGCUCCCGCACCCCUGGGACUCGCCGAGCCGCGGCGAGGGUGCAGGCGCUGUGCCCCAGAGAGCAGCCCCCCGGCGGGACCCCGGCCCGCUGGCUGGUGAAAGGCCUCCCCCCGUGCCCAAGACGGUGCCGGGAGGAGGCCACCCGGGGCAGGCUCAGCUCGGCCGGGCGCAGGCCCGCCUGGCUGCGCCGGCACGGGCGCAGCUCCGUGCAGGAAUUGCCCUGCACGGCUCGGGCAGCCCCCGCGGGGAGCCCGCGUGGGGGGCGAGUGCGGCCGGCGGCCCCCCAGCGCCGGGACGGUGCCGGUCUGUGGGUGCCCGUGGCCACGGCCAGCGAGCCUGGGCCGUGACGGAGGAGCAGGUCCGGCUGUGGGCGGCUGAGAUCCUCCUGGCCUUGGAGGGACUGCACCAGCAGGGCGUCUUGUGCCGGGACCUCAACCCCAGGAACUUGCUGCUUGACGCCGCGGGUCACGUCCGCCUUACCUUCUUUGGGCAGUGGACAGAGGUGGAGCCGCGGUGCAGCAGCCAGGCGCUCGAGGAGCUCUACAGUGCCCCGGAAGUGGGGGGCAUCUCUGAGCUGACUGAAGCUGCCGACUGCUGGAGCUUUGGGUCUCUGCUGUACGAGCUGCUGACAGGAGUGCCCCUGUCCCAAAACCACCCGUCAGGGAUUCAGCCUCACACGCAGCUCUGCCUGCCCGAUGGCCUCAGCCUGGCAGCCGCAUCCCUGCUCACCCAGCUGCUGCAGCACAGCCCGAGGCGGCGUUUGGGCUCGGGAGGCGGUGGCCUGGCCAAGCUCAAGUCCCAUUCCUUCUUCAGCACCAUCCAGUGGCACCAGCUGGGGGGCUAGGCAGGGC
Nothoprocta perdicaria is the source of this 1783-nucleotide messenger RNA. RefSeq names its product ribosomal protein S6 kinase like 1 (gene RPS6KL1). The coding region runs from base 1 to 1776 and encodes 591 amino acids. The record is from RefSeq and is a predicted model, not a curated record. The transcript is spliced from 11 exons. Lineage: Eukaryota; Metazoa; Chordata; Aves; Tinamiformes; Tinamidae. Gene Ontology annotation, biological process: protein phosphorylation. Gene Ontology annotation, molecular function: ATP binding; protein kinase activity.